CUGCGGGAGCUGGGGCCAUCGUACCGGGGCACCGACCCGGAAGGCGCUCAACGGUGGCUGGAAAUCGAACUGGCAAGCCGUCCGUACGGGACAUUGCCCUCGCAACCGGUACGCGAGCCGAUCACCUAUUCGCGGCUCGGCACUAUGAGGGUUCCAACGCUGAUACUGUCCGGGGAGGCCGAUCUGCUCUCGCCGCCGGCGCUGAUGCGGAUGCUGGCGGCGCACAUUCCCACCAGCCGUUUUGCGUCGUUGGCCGACGCGGGACACGGGGCAUUUUGGGAACGACCCCAGGACUGGUCCCGCACCAAGCCCGGCACCGACUCCCACUAUCGCGGCAAGCCCGUCCCCAACAUCAGUGCCAACCUCGAUUCCGGCGCCCACGGACUCCCCGACUCCCCUGCCGACUCCUACCGCCAGCCCGACACCGGAGCCGACAAAGGCCCCUGA
Molecule: messenger RNA, 447 nt
Organism: Geodia barretti
Lineage: Eukaryota; Metazoa; Porifera; Demospongiae; Tetractinellida; Geodiidae
Source: the annotation of a GenBank genome assembly